ACACAAGAUUCAUCAGUUCACAAGGUUAUAUCAAACACAGUCUUGGACAAUUUUGUAUCUCCAAUUCACCUCGCGGAGACGGCGAGAACAUGCAAACUCCACACAGAAAGGACCCGGACCGCCCAACCUGGGGAUCAAACCCAGGACCUUCUUGCUGUGAGGCGACAGUGCUACCCACUUAGCCACUGUGCCGCCCUCAUUUUUGAAAUGAGCUCCUCCGAGCAUGGUGGUAACCCAAAUGUGCCUGAUAGAGAAAUUAAGGUUGAGAUGGACAAUGACGAUGUGACAGACCAUGAGAUGCCACAGAGUUUGGAGGGAAGGAGUUCGAACUGUUUAAUUCAGCAGUUGACCAAAAGAUCUGAAUUACAUGCUGGUUUAGAUGGACUUAAUCCAGAGCAAAACCAGUCAGCCAGCAGAAAGAGGCCAAAGGUAGGUGACAAUUUCCAAGAAGGCACCUCAGAAGAUGCACCCAGAUCUCACAGUGGUAUGCCAUUUCCAGUAGACAUAGCCAUAUUAUCAAUCAGGAAGCCACUAUAUGGCAUCUCACACCGUAUCACUGAGAAAAAGACUACAUCCACGGACCAACUUGAAUCUGGGGUCCGUGUUGGCCAUAAUGGCACCCUUUUCCCAAAGCUGGGCAACCAAAAUCACAAUCACAGCUCUACUUCUGGAUCAAGUACAUCCCCUGUACCUGCAGAUUCCCAUCUGUAUCCACUUUUCGAGAAGAUGUUUUUCAUCCUGAACAGUUUAAACUCGAGCAUGAGUCAGCUGCACAGCAAGGUGGACCUUCUGUCGCUGGAAGUGACUCGCAUCAAGAAGCAGAUGAAGCCUUCGGAGGGUGCUCUGGAGUUCCAGCCUCCGCCAGAAUACCAGCUGACCAGGGAGGAACUGGGGCAGCUGAUGGAGCAAACCUCGACAGCUGGAGAACUCGGCUGCAGGCUGUUGGUCCAGCUAUUCCCUGAGCUUUUCACAGCCAAAGAAUGUGCCCAAGGUUGCCGAGCUUGCGGCAUCUCCAGUAAACCCUCUCUGGAUUCUUUGCAUCUACAGCUCAUACGGAACUACGUGGAGUCCUGCUACCCUAUGGUCAAGAAUGGGAACUUUUGGCAGAACGAGUGCUUGCUGCAGAUCAAUGAGUUUUUUAACCGUUUCUGGGCUCAGAAGGAUUUGGAAAGUGUGCCAGGUUGUGGACAGACUGGAAUCGAUGUUGAUCAAAAUCACGGAUGCCAUUUUAUUAACGAGGACGGCCAAGACGAAAGAAUUUCGAUAGACUCUGGAGAAAGUGAGAGCCAAUUUAGCAACAUCAAAUCCGAUCUGGCGUCGGACUCCCAAGAAAAUCCGGACGACGUCUCAUCGCCUGAGGAGUUUGUUGUGUUCCUUUUGAACAGACUCUUUCCUGAAGUGUUUGAGGAAAGACGGCUUCCUGACGGUCACUCCACCGCUGGACAACUAAUCAUCGAUUCCAACAGACUGGAGAUCAUGCGCAAAUACAUGGAAGCAAACUUCCCAGAGCUGCCCGAAGAUACUUGGCUGCAGUUGUGCAUCCAGCGAUUGGAAGAAGCCAUUGAAGGUGCCAAGGGUGGAAACCAAGAAAACAACUCAGAUGAUACCUACGAUCCUGACGACAUCUCGAUUGUCAAUAUCAACGAGCUCUGUGAUGCUUCUAACCUAAGGGCCAAAGGGUCAGGGCAGGAGCAUAUCGAAUUUGACAAAAUGGACAUCUCUUGUCAAGAUUUUGAGGUUCCUCAGGAGUACCUUCUUACAAGAGAGCAACUGAAGACCAUCUAUGAUAGCAGCCUGUCCAUCGGAAACUUCGCAUCACGCCUUUUGGUGCUCAUGUUCCCUGAACUGUUUACGCAAGAAAAUGCACGCAGGCACUACAACUGCAGUGGCUCGAUGGGCAAAAAGCAGCUGGAUCCCAUCCGGAUCAAUCUUAUCCGCCAUUAUGUCCAGUUGGUCUACCCUCGGGCGAAAAACGACCGGGUUUGGACCCUUGAAUUUGUAGGGAAGCUGGACGAAAGGUGCAGACGCAGAGACACCGAGCAACGCCGGUCGUAUCAGCAGAAUCGCAAAAUCUACCCCUCUGAUCAAGAUCUUGAUGUCAGAGACCUCCAGAUCAACUCCAGUCGCCCAAAAGAGGAAACUGAAGCACCCUUGAUGCUGCCAGAAAAAAGUAGCAAAGAUUUUUGCAAAGUCCCUCUCGAGGAUCUCAAGGUUUCCGUGCCAGACUUUCCAGUGCCUUCGUCCUACCUGCUCUCGGACCGGGAGGUUCAGGAUAUCGUUCAGCAGAGUCUCUCGGUAGGAAAUUUUGCCGCUCGUCUUCUCGUCCGUCUCUUUCCCGAACUCUUUACGCCGGAGAAUUUGAGGCUUCAGUACAACCAUUCAGGCGCCUGCAACAAGAAACAGCUCGACCCUGUACGACUCAGACUCAUCAAGCAUUAUGUGGAGGCUGUGUAUCCUGUGGAGAAACUGGAGGAGGUGUGGCAUUACGAAUGUGUUCCGAGCAUCGAUGAGCGCUGCAGACGCCCCAAUCGGAAGAAAUGUGAUAUCCUGAAAAAGGCCAAGAGGUCAAACAGCACUGUGUCCUGAUCCUCUGGCUUUAUUGUUUUUUUUUUAAUAUAUAAAUUUUAUCAACCUUGUAUUUUUUGCACAAGUCUCAAAGCUGAUGUUUUAUAAAUGCAUAUGAAAAUAGUAUAGGUUCUUGUAUAAGAAUGUUUAACACAGACAGUGAAGCUCAUUAAUACAGACGCUAGCAGAUUUCUUUUUUAUUUAUUUGACAAAGCUGUUGUAAAAGAUACUCUAACAGUAGCCUUAAACUAGCGAAUAAAGAACUAUAAACGUGCAUUCUUUUAAAUACAGAGAUAUAUUUGUAUUUUUAAUAAGAAUAGUUUGCCACUGGACUUUUUAAUGUACCUUCUGCAGCGUAUGCUAAAAUUUAAAGAUGGAUCGUUUACUAUUUUAAAAGAAACUAAAUUCUUAGUUUCUUAGAUUUGUUACUGCUUGGUUCAAAGAUUUCCUUUCAAUCAUGCACCACUCUCGACUAUGUUUUUUCUUUUGGAUAUACUCAAUCCCUUGUGUACUCAAGGGAACAUCUGCAGGCUCUGCACACACACACACACACACUGGGCAAAGAGGAUUGCAGGCCAUUACACGCUUUAUUUGACACACAGUAAGAUAAUGUGUGCUAGUUUGCGUCUCUCUACGGUCUGCACAGGUGAUAGUCGAUUAGGCUGGGAGGACAAAGGCCUGGCUCACAGUUGUUUUAGACCUCUUGUUGUUUACAGGGGCUCAGUUGGAAGCAUAUAAUUGAUUUUAUACUCUGACUGGCUGAGACCUUGGCUAAAACACCUCAACUCAUUGAUUACAAGGGUUGUUUUCAUGUACUACUGGCAGUGAAGUGCAGGUCAAUAUGUGAGUUGUCUCAAAAUAUGCACUUGGCCUAUAAGAGUUUGUAAGUUUGGCUAAAUGCUUGCAAACCUGUACAGU
Trichomycterus rosablanca is the source of this 3483-nucleotide messenger RNA. RefSeq names its product BEN domain containing 3 (gene bend3). The transcript has 4 exons. The coding region runs from base 208 to 2586 and encodes 792 amino acids. Lineage: Eukaryota; Metazoa; Chordata; Actinopteri; Siluriformes; Trichomycteridae. Gene Ontology annotation, biological process: rDNA heterochromatin formation; negative regulation of transcription by RNA polymerase II. Gene Ontology annotation, cellular component: heterochromatin. The record is from RefSeq and is a predicted model, not a curated record. Gene Ontology annotation, molecular function: rDNA binding.